AGUGCGCGAUGGCUUGCUCCGUGGUGCUCGAGCGCCUGCGCGGCGACGCGACUGGUCACAGUGGCGGCAAACCAUAUGGCUGCGAGCACUGUGGCAAGCAUUUCGGAAACAAAUAUAUUUUAAGGAAUCACAUACAAAACACACACUUGUCGACCGGAAUAAAACCAUUUGCUUGUGAUUUUUGUAGUUCUACGUUUCAAACCGAAUCGCUUGUAACAGAACACGAGGAGAGCGAACACGGUGUUACAAAUUUCAUGUGUGCUGAAUGUGAGUAUACAACAAGUUCCAAGAAAAGUUUAGAGACUCAUGUAAAGAGUCACUUUUUGGAGAAUAAUUUCAAUUGUAGUCACUGUAGUUACAGGAGUUCGUGUAGAAGUGAUUUGCACAAACACCAGACAAUACACAUGGCUGGAGAGGCUUUAAAGUGUAGCGACUGUGAUUUCAAAUGCAAUGUUGAAUCAAACCUGCGACGUCACCAGAAGACACACAACCGGAGGCAACAGAGAAUACUCACUGGAAAACAGGCUUACAAAUGUAGUCAUUGCGACUACAAGUGCAGUAAACGUACAAACUUGCGAAAACACGAAAGGACACAUUAUAUUGGCGAGAAGCAUUUUCAGUGUAACUACUGUGAUUUUAAAUGCAAUCGGAAAUCGAACUUACGAAAUCACCUGUUGAUACAUACGGGGGCAAAGCCAUUUAAAUGUAGCAAAUGUGACUACAAGAGCAAUCGAAAAGGAGACUUACAAGUUCACCAAAGAAUGCACACCAGAGAGAAGCCGUACACUUGUAGGCUAUGCGACUACAAGUACAGUUCUAGGGCAAGCUUACUCGUACAUCAACGGACACAUACUGGCGAGAAGCCUUUUCAGUGUAGCCACUGUGAUUACAAAUUCAGUCAGAAAUCAAACUUACAAAGACACAUGACGAUACAUACCGGGGCGAAACCAUUUAAGUGUAAAGAUUGCGAGUACAGCUGCAGGUUGAAAGAAAACUUGUUAACACACCAGAGUAUACACACUGGAGAGGAGCCGUACACAUGUAGUCACUGCGACUACAAGUGCAGUAAUAGUUCAGCCUUACGAAGACACGAAAGGACACAUACUGGCGAGAAGCCUUUUCAGUGUAGCCACUGUGAUUACAAAUGCAGUCUGAAGUGCAUUUUGCUUAAACACCUGAUGAUACAUACUGGGGUGAAGCCAUUUCAGUGUAGCCACUGUGAUUAUAAAUGCAGUCAGAAGUCAUACUUACAAAAACACCUCUCGAUACAUACUGAGGCGAAGCCAUUUCAGUGUAGCCACUGUGAUUACAAAUUCAGUCGCAAGUUAUACUUGCAACGACACCUGAUGAUACAUACUGGGGCGAAGCCAUUUCAGUGUAGCCACUGUAAUUACAAAUGCAAUAGGAAAUCAGACUUAAAAAGACACCAGAGGAUACACACUGGAGAGAAGCCGUAUAUUUGUAGUUACUGCGGCUACAAGUGCAGUUAUGAUAAAGCCUUACGAAAUCAUGAAAAAACACAUACUGGCGAGAAGCCAUUUCAGUGUAGGCACUGUGAUUAUAAAUGCAUUCAGAAGUCACAAUUACAACUACACCUGACGAAACAUACUGGGUCGAAGCCAUUUAAAUGUAGCAUCUGCGAAUACAAAAGCAAUCUGAAAACGAGCUUACUAGUUCACCAAAGAAUACACACCAGAGAGAAGCCGUAUACAUGUACUUAUUGCGACUACAAGUGCAGUUAUAUUUCAGCCUUACGAAGUCAUGAAAGGACACAUACUGGCGAGAAGCCUUAUCAGUGUAGCCACUGUGAUUACAAAUGCAGUCAUAGAUCAAGCUUACAACAACACCUGAUGACACAUACUGGGGCGAAGCCAUUUCAGUGUAGCCACUGUGAUUACAAAUGCAAUAAGAAGUCAAACUUACGACUACACCUGAUGAUACAUACUGGGGCGAAGCCAUUUCAGUGUAGCCACUGUGAUUACAAAUGCAAUAAGAAGUCACUCUUACAAAAACACCUGACGAUACAUACUGGGGCGAAGCCAUUUAAAUGUAGCGACUGCGACUACAAGUGCAGAUCGAAAUCAUGUUUAAAAAGACACCAGACGAGUCAUAAUAUGACGAUACCAUAACAAUGUGGCAUUUGCGAUUACAUUACAAGUUUCGUCAGACUGUAGCAGCGGACCGGCAUAGGGUAUUUAUAUUCAAAAAGCGAGCAAUUGGCCUUGACGAUGUCUCUACUAGAGAUGCAACGGAUAGUUGUUUGGCCGGAUACCGGAUUUCCGGCCUGGACACUGGCCGAAUAUCCGGUAUCUGGCCGCCGGAUAUUCGGCCGGCGGAACUAUACCUACAUUUCGGUUUUUCAGGUGCGCAUUGUGCAGGUUUGACCUGUUUCCCAGUAAACGUUCGCGCGGACUCAUUUCUAGGUUCGAAAUGAGUGCGCGUGCAAGUCAGUGGACUGAUUAAAUUGUUUUAAAAUAAUAAACAAGUACGAUUAUGACCGUGUCUGUUUCUUAAAUCCAAUUUGUUUACUCCGAAAUCAAGCAAUAUUACUAUACGGUAUCCGGCCGGAUAUAAGGUCACUAUCCGGUAUCCGGCCGGAUAGUAAAAUAAUGGCCGGAUAGGCCGGAUACUGGAUAGUAACCGGAUAUCCGGUGCAUCUCUAG
Molecule: messenger RNA, 2663 nt
Organism: Cydia fagiglandana
Lineage: Eukaryota; Metazoa; Arthropoda; Insecta; Lepidoptera; Tortricidae
Product: zinc finger protein 883-like
Exons: 1
Coding region: 9-2129 (706 amino acids)
Biological process (GO): regulation of transcription by RNA polymerase II
Molecular function (GO): DNA-binding transcription factor activity; RNA polymerase II cis-regulatory region sequence-specific DNA binding
Source: RefSeq, a predicted model, not a curated record